Molecule: messenger RNA, 954 nt
Organism: Enterobius vermicularis (human pinworm)
Lineage: Eukaryota; Metazoa; Nematoda; Chromadorea; Rhabditida; Oxyuridae
Source: the annotation of a GenBank genome assembly
AUGGAUAUACGGAGAGGUUUUCCAUCGGUCGGUAAAUCCACGUUAUUGUGUAACCUUGCCGGUGUAUAUUCGGAAGUUGCUGCCUAUGAAUUCACGACCCUUACAACAGUACCGGGUGUCAUCCGGUAUAAAGGAGCAAAAAUUCAACUUUUGGAUUUGCCGGGAAUCAUCGAAGGUGCUAAAGAUGGUAAAGGACGUGGUCGACAAGUUAUUGCCGUUGCUCGAACAUGUUCCCUGAUACUGAUGGUGUUAGAUGUAAUGAAACCGUUGAUGCACAAGAAGCUUUUGGAGCGUGAACUGGAAGGAUUUGGCAUUCGAUUGAAUAAAGAGCCACCAAAUAUCAUUUUUAAAAGGAAGGAUAAAGGAGGUCUGAAUCUCACAUGCCUGUUGAAAUGGCUUUCAGUAAAAAAUGCUUCUAUGACCAUUGCUCAGGUACCUCAAUCGGAAUUGGAUGUGGAUUUGGUAAAAACAAUAUUGGCUGAAUACCGUAUCCAUAAUGCUGAUAUAACUUUGAAAUAUGAUGCCACUGCGGAAGAUUUGAUUGAUGUAAUUGAAGGAAACAGAAUCUAUAUACCGUGCAUAUACGUGCUGAACAAAAUCGACCAGAUUUCUAUUGAGGAGUUGGAUAUUAUCUAUAAGAUUCCCCACUGUGUCCCAAUUUCGGCUCACCAUAAGUGGAAUUUUGACGAUUUACUGGAAAAGAUGUGGGAGUAUCUAAGCCUUAUAAGAGUGUAUACGAAACCAAAGGGACAGCUACCAGACUACAACGCCCCCAUUGUGUUACCUUCAGACGCAAGGACAGUGGAUGACCUGUGCAUGAAAAUACACAAAUCCCUCCAGAAGGAAUUCAAGAAUGCCUUGGUGUGGGGUACCUCCGUCAAACACAAUCCUCAGCGAGUGGGAAAAGAGCAUGUCUUAAAUGAUGAAGAUGUCGUGCAAAUUGUUAAAAGGUAG